Clarias gariepinus (North African catfish) is the source of this 1352-nucleotide messenger RNA. RefSeq names its product histone H1.0. Bases 249 to 926 code for a protein of 225 amino acids. Gene Ontology annotation, biological process: negative regulation of DNA recombination; chromosome condensation; nucleosome assembly. The record is from RefSeq and is a predicted model, not a curated record. Gene Ontology annotation, cellular component: nucleosome; nucleus. Gene Ontology annotation, molecular function: double-stranded DNA binding; structural constituent of chromatin; nucleosomal DNA binding. Lineage: Eukaryota; Metazoa; Chordata; Actinopteri; Siluriformes; Clariidae. The transcript has a single exon.
CAGCGUAACACACUCGUACACUCUCUCACAUACACACGGACCGCGUCACACGUUCACAGGACUUUAAUAACGGGACUGUCGUGACGUGAUUUGCAUUAUUAUUAUUGAUUAUUAUUAUUGUUAUUAUUAGUGAUUGAUUGAUAAAAAGUUCUUAAUUUCCGCGCGGUUUUCACUCUGUGAGUUUUGACAGCGCGAGACGCGGUUUUGUUUGUUUAUUUAUUUAUUUAUUAAUUAUUUUAAUUAACGCCAUGGCGGAAACGGCGGCGGCACCAGCAGCAGCCGCGAAAGCCAAGAAGACGAAAUCGCCGAAAAAGGCGAAGUCGCACCCGAAGUACUCGGACAUGAUCCAGGCGGCUGUGCUGGCGGAUAAGAGCCGCGGCGGCGCGUCGCGUCAGUCCAUCCAGAAGUACGUGAAGAGCCACUACAAAGUGGGCGAGAACGCCGACGCGCAGAUCAAACUCGCGCUCAAGCGACUCGUCGCCGGCGGCGUCCUGCGCCAGACCAAGGGCAUCGGAGCGUCGGGCUCGUUCAAGCUCGCCAAAGCCGAGGAGCCAGCGGUCAAGAAAAAGAAGCAGCCGGCGUCCACAGCAACCGCGGCGAAGAAGAAGAAACCCAAAGCCGCCGUUAAAGCCAAGAAGCCCAAAGCCGCCGCCGCAGCCAAGCCCAAGAGAGCUCCCAAACCCAAGAAAGUGGCUGUUAAAUCUCCGGCCAAGAAAGCAAAGAAGAGCAAACCCGCUGCGAGCGAGAAGAAAGUGAAUAAAAAGGCGGCGGCGGAGAAGAAAAAGAAGGCGACUCCUGUGAAGGUGAAAAAGGCGGUGAGGAAACCGAAAACAGCCGCCAAGCCGAAGAAGGUGAAAACAGCAGCGGCGAAGAAGAAGAAGGCCAGCGCCAAGACCGCGAGCAAGAAAGCGGCGAAGAAGAAGUGACUCUAUAGCAACAAAGUUAGCUUAACGACACGGACUCAUUAUUAAACACAAACAAACACUUGUAAAUAUUUUUUUGAGGAUAUGUUUCUUUGAACGAUUUAUUAUUAUUAUCAUUAUUAUUAGUGGUUAUGUAAGGUCUGACCUUUUACACUUCCUCCCGUCACCUAUUGCACUAUUGGAGCUAAAACUACCCUCAAAUGCCUCAAUUGAAUAAAUCUUUCUUUUGUGUAGCUCGUUGACACCUCGAGCAUUAUCCUGGCUAUAUGGGGACUUUAUUUUUUUUGUUUGUUUGUUUUGGACACUGAUGUAUCAGAGGUCUUAACGCUAAUCAUCAUGUUGUUGUAAACUACAUUAGCAUUUACUUGUCAUAACCUGUUCGGACACAUUUAUACUGUACAAUAAUAAACUUUUUUCUCCUCUUUUAAA